GCAAACAGACAAGCCGGUAGACACUUCUCGAAUUGUGCUCCUAUCAAUCCGAUCAACAUGGGAAAAGGAGGCGACAAAGCCGGGAACGCCGAUAUUCAGAAGACUUACACGUGGGACGAAAUUCGCAAACACCACAGUCGCGAUGACCAAUGGAUCGUUAUCGAAGGGGAAGUUUUUGACGUUUCUCGCUGGAGUAGGAUACAUCCAGGCGGCAGUAAGGUUAUCAGUCACUAUGCUGGGCAAGAUGCAUCGAACGUCUUUGGAGCAUUUCAUAAGCCACAAGACUUGCAGAAAGUUCGGAAAUAUAUGAAGCCAAUUCUUAUUGGUCGAGUGGCGCCGGAUCAGAUGAAUAUUGCAGAUAUCGACAAAGAUUUUAAAGAACUUAAACAGCGUGCAGUGAAAAUGAAUUUAUUCAAGCCCAGUUACUUUUUCUUCUUCAUGCAGUUUGCGAUGAUCAUGGCACUCCAGACCAUAGCGUAUCUUAAUUUCAUUUACAAUGGAGUUCACUGGUAUACGUUUAUUGUAACGACUCUUCUCUGGGGAACAGCGCAGGCUCAAGGUGGUUGGUUACAGCAUGACUUCGGUCACAUUUCGGUAUUCGAUAAUACGAAUUUGAAUCGCUGGGUACAACGCAUUUUUACAGGAGCAUUCAAGGGAGGUUCUGGACUUUGGUGGAAUCACAUGCACAAUCAACACCAUGCAAAACCCAAUGUGAUGGAUAAAGAUCCUGAUGUUAGAAUUGAAAUGCUUUUUGUAGUCGGUGAUAAGAUGCCGUUGAAGGUAGCAGAGAAAAAGUCCUAUAUCCUACCAUACAACUGGCAACACAAGUAUUUUCCUCUAAUUGGACCUCCACUGCUGUUUCCAGUGUACUUCCAACUAACUAUAGCCCGUUAUUUCUGGCAGAGAAAGAAUACUAUGAAAGUGGAGAUUUUUCUUUUCUCGCUGUAUUACAUCAGCCUUUGUUACAUUUUUGUUCCAAUUAUUGGAAUCCUAGGAACGCUGCUUUUCUAUGAACUCACUCGGGUGAUUGAAAGUUCAUGGUUUACAUGGGUGGCCCAGUCCAACCACAUUCCAAUGACAAUUGACCAAGACCUGGAAAGACCAUGGGUUCCUCUACAAAUGCAUGCAACAAGAAAUCUUCAGAAAUCACCUUUUAAUGAUUGGUUCACAGGACAUCUGAACUUUCAGAUUGAACAUCAUUUGUUUCCUACAAUGCCACGUCAUAAUUUAUAUAAGAUAAAGCCAUAUGUGAAAGAGCUGUGCCUAAAACAUGGUAUAGAUUACCAAGAAGUUUCCUUGUCAAGGGCUUUCAAGGACAUUCUAAGUUCUCUCAGGCACUCAGGUGAACUAUGGUUUGAUGCUUACUAUAACCUCCACGACAAACACGACUAACAAGAUUCCAUAUCUGUGACUUAGAAGACCUUUUAACUCAGAAAUAAUUCGCAAGAUGUUCCAUAUGUUUACAUUGUCAAGCAAUGAUUGAAAAGACUCCUUAACUUACAAGUAAUUCACAAGAUGUACAUUAUGUUUACAUUGUCAAGCAAGUUGAGACAACCCCUUAACUCAGCAGUAAUUUACAAGAUGUACAACAUGUUUACACUGUCAAGUGGUGAUUGAGAAGACCCCUUAACUCAGCAGUUAUCCACAACAUGU
Messenger RNA from Saccoglossus kowalevskii, 1653 nucleotides. Its product is annotated as acyl-CoA 6-desaturase-like. The record is from RefSeq and is a predicted model, not a curated record. Gene Ontology annotation, cellular component: membrane. Gene Ontology annotation, molecular function: oxidoreductase activity, acting on paired donors, with oxidation of a pair of donors resulting in the reduction of molecular oxygen to two molecules of water. Lineage: Eukaryota; Metazoa; Hemichordata; Enteropneusta; Harrimaniidae. Gene Ontology annotation, biological process: lipid metabolic process.